Labrus bergylta (ballan wrasse) is the source of this 3373-nucleotide messenger RNA. Its product is annotated as KN motif and ankyrin repeat domain-containing protein 4. Gene Ontology annotation, cellular component: cytoplasm; cytoskeleton. The record is from RefSeq and is a predicted model, not a curated record. NCBI's taxonomy places the organism in Eukaryota, Metazoa, Chordata, Actinopteri, Labriformes, Labridae. Gene Ontology annotation, biological process: negative regulation of actin filament polymerization. Gene Ontology annotation, molecular function: protein binding.
GUUGGCACUUUCCAAACAGCCAGGACAUGCCACUCUCCAUUCAGGCACCUCCCUGCCCCUCAGAAGACAGGAGGACUAGCUGAACUGAGCUGAGAGCAGACUGUCAGACAAACACACCCUCACAUCAGCAAGACAGAGUGGAGGAAACAGCCUGAGCACAUGUCACAAGAUACCACUGGUCCAAACAGAUAAUGUGACAGCAAACUGCUUGGACAACUGAAGACAGAGAGAUGAUGGAGAGACAACAUAAACCAACGGAAAAUGGAAUAAAAGGGAAGCCCCCAUACUCGGUAGAAACCCCUUAUGGCUUCCAACUUGAUCUGGACUUCCUGAAAUAUGUGGAUGACAUAGAGAAGGGUAACACAAUCAAAAGAGUCCCCAUCCAGCGUCGAAACAAGGGCCCAAGGGCAAGCACUCUACCCAGGAACCUCAACCCUUCUGCGUGUGGCUACCGCCCGAGUCCCUGGGGUUCUACUGGAGCUCUUGGCCCUAGGUCCAAAUUAUCAGAUACCUAUCAUCACAACUACAUAUCCUGGGCAAAUGAUCACAGGACGCUACUUUCUCCUACAGGGCUCAAAUCCCUGGCGGAGAUGGAAGCCAGAAUCAAGGAGUUUGAUGAGCAACCUUUAGGUGAACACAUCAGACCUCAUCUCCUCCGUGCCUCAAGUCUUCCACUUACAGUACUGCUGAGACAGGGAUCAGAGUCCACCGAUGACCCUGGAAGCCUCCGAAGUUCCAGGGAUAACCUUGAAGAAAGGAAUAUUUCUUGUGAAGACGUCUUUUACUCAUCAGCAAGCCCUCGACCCCAGGACUGCUCAGAGUUGUUGAGGCGCCUGACAGAGGCCCUUGAACGUGUGGGAGAGCUUGAGUUGGAGAUGAGGGUAAUUCCAGAGCUCAGGGCCCAGAUCUGUAUCCUUCAGGAGGAAAGGGAAAGACUACAUUUGGGCCUGAAUCAAAAUAUCCGAACUCCUUCAAUUAAUGGUAGCACAGACUCAAUCCACUAUGAUAUAUCGGACAUCAAAAGGCCACGACAUGAAAGUCACCUUAUGUUCCCUAGAAAUAAUGGUUUCCAUCAAGAAUGCUCCAAUCCAUCACAUGAGUGGAGGACUAGUACAGAUCUGGAUGAGCUGCUGACAGUGACUUCCCUGCAGGCCAAGGUAGCUGUACUAGAGCAGAAGCUUCAUGAGACUGGCCUGGAGCUACAGAGAGCAUUAGGACUGCUAAAGGAACAGCAGGAUGAGAGCAGAAGAAAGGAGGAAAAGAUUGAGCAUCUGGUCAGGAAUCCUGGAGUUUGGGUCCGUGCAGAGAGAGUGGUGGUAGACCAGGAUGGAGAUGAAACAGUGGUGAGAGCCAUUGAACCAAAUAAUCAAGUGUCAAGAAGUCAAUAUGCAUCAAACUCUGCAAGAACGGUUCUUACAAAUGAACAACUAAGUCCACGAAAAGACUCUGAUUCCUCUGAAAAGAGCUCAUUGGAGUCCGUUGGACAUAUAGGGGCUUCAGAAACAGCUAUGGUCAUGCACCACGUCAAGAAGAUCAAGCGGCUCCUGGAUCAGCAGUGGGAGUGUCUGUGUUCAGACCAUCAUUCACAAGAGGAGAGUAAGCCUCUAAAGCACCCAGAUCCUAAAGUCAACUCUCUGCAGCAGGAGAUGAUAGGACUUGUUGACAUCCUCACCUCCUAUUACACCCAGCAUGGAAACAGGGAUGAUGAGAGGAGUCAACAUGGAGCCUCUAAAUCCAUCAUGAGGACAGAUGGAUGUUACUUGAUGUCUGAAAGCCCACAUUCUGGGGGCGUUAAUGAAAGAGGAAAUCUGGAUGGGCAGCACAGUGUGAACCAGCACAAGCAGAAGGAGGGAAUCAUCAGCCCUUGGGAGAUGGCUGAUGUCCAGGUGGACGCUGACCCAGGCAAGAGAUGGAUGGACGAAAAGAAGCAAAUGAGCCCAGACAGAGAGAUGAUAUCAGGAGCAGUUGGAUCCAGGCAGACAGAUGGAGUUGAAGCGUCUGUCAAAGCUGAGACUCAAGAGAAAACAGCCAAGAUGAAACCCAGGUCCCCAGGAGAACAGAUGGAGGGUCAUUCAGGCUCAGAAACCACCACUGGGGCCAGGGGGAUAGUGACUGCAGAUUUUGUGGCUGCUUGUCAGUUCCUCAAAGAUCACAUGGACAACAUGGAUAACCCCAAUGAAGAUAUGAGGAAGGCCCUGGUGGUGUGUUUUCAGCACUGGUUCAGUGCAGCAGCAGAGGAGUCGUCAGUAGCCAGCAGGUUGGCUGUGUACCUGAGAGAAGUAAAGAAGGACACCCCUUCUCUACUGGCCUUCUUAGUCAACCUGGCUGACGACAACAGCAACACAGUGCUGCAUUAUAGUGUAUCCCACUGUAACUACAACAUUGUCAGCAUGCUGCUGGACACAGGUGUGAGUGACUUAAAUCUUCAGAACAACGCAGGUUAUACGCCAGUAAUGUUGGCCGCACUGACAGCACCUGACGGACCUGGUGGGAUGGAGGUGGUCCGCAAGCUGAUGGAACAGGGCAACAUCCACACUCGCUCUAGCCAGACAGGUCAAACAGCUCUGCACUUGGCGGUGAGACACGGGCGAGUUGUGAUGGUUCGCCUGCUGCUGAGCUGCGGAGCGGACACUAACAUCCAGGACAACCAGGGAAACACAGCCCUGAUGUUUGCUGCUGAGAGGGGACACACACACAUCGCAAGGCUGCUGCUGGAGAGGAGCCAGUGUGAUCUCACACUGACUGACAAGCGUGGACAAACUGCACUCUCCAUCGCCAUGCAAGGUUCCCACACUGACACAGCAGCCCUCCUGCAGGCCCACGCUAAAGCUCGAGCUUUGUAGUUCUUUGUAAAACCGGGAAGUAAUGUGUAGACAUAUCUUUCAUAUUUAGCAAUAUUAAACACAGUUAUAUGUUUGCUUAGGUUGAGCUGUUGCUGUUCCGUUAUUGUUUCUACUGGACACAUUUAGGCAACAGGAAUAUAAACUUGAGUUUUGGAUGGGAUGAGUGAGGCUAAGCUAAUAUCUGUCUGUCGGGAUUGCUGAUGCAGUAAAGAGCUAAAGUUAAUGUGCUGAUGUCUUUAAAUGCUGAUGUUCAUAGUUAUGUCUGACCUUUGCACAUCAAAGUAGCGUCUUUGCUUUGCAAACUAUGCAAUGUAAGAAUAUUUAUUAAACGUUUAUGGUGUAGCUCAGAUUAAACAUUGACAACUAUAAAAUAACAAGUGCUUAAGAUAAGUUCCCCUGUGCCAGAUACUCAUAUUCAAACUAUUACAGCAGCCAAUUCCUUUCAUUAACAAUAUGUGUGGAAUAUAAAAAAGAAAUGAUAAAGCUGCAUGGAAAACACAUGAAAGAAAAACCUGUUGAUUCAGUUAUAA